Lampris incognitus (smalleye Pacific opah) is the source of this 1082-nucleotide messenger RNA. RefSeq names its product nuclear receptor binding factor 2b (gene nrbf2b). The record is from RefSeq and is a predicted model, not a curated record. Bases 133 to 1032 code for a protein of 299 amino acids. Gene Ontology annotation, biological process: autophagy. The transcript is spliced from 5 exons. Lineage: Eukaryota; Metazoa; Chordata; Actinopteri; Lampriformes; Lampridae.
GGCGACGGCUGGGGUUUAAUGUCCUGCUCAGCCUGAUGACUGUUUUUCAGUAAUUUAUCCCUGCCGUGGAUGACAGUCCCUGGGGGACAGUGAGGUCUUUCAUGUAGAUUCAGUCAUUGAAGACUGGACCUGAUGGAGGUGGUGGACAGCCCGCUUAACCUGGCUCACCAGCAGUGUAGGAAAGCAGACCGACUGCUGGCAGCAGGAAAGUACGAAGAAGCCAUAUCCUGUCAUGGAACAGCUGCAGAGCUAUUGAGAGAUGCCAUGAAGCUGACAGAGUGUGAGCAGGCUCGUCUGUCCAUGGAGCUGCAGAUGGACAGCCACAUUAAGCAGCAGCGGCUGAUCCAAGAGCGCUGGAAGAGAGAAGCCCGCCGCGAGGCCAUCAUAGCCCAGCCCAGCCUGCCGAAGCCCCCUGCCAAGCCAGCCAUGCCCUCCCAAACCCAAGCAACCAUCCAGCUCCAACCCCAGGCCCCCGCAGCCCUGGCUGCUACCGAGGGUGGAGGAACCAUUGAGAGAGAGUAUGACACUUUACUCUACCAGCUCCAGACUCGACGCACCGGUCUUUCCACACCUCCGCCUCCCCAGUGCUCUGGCUCCAAGACCACCAAAGAUGACAAAACCCGCCUAGAGGAGCAGCAGACCACCAUCGAGGGCCUGCGGCGGCUGGUGGAAGAGCUGAUAGAUGAAAACCAGCGGCUGUCCACGGAGAACGAGCGGCUUCGCUUUGAAAACGCCCGGCUCCACUCGGAGGCUGCCGACGCAGCGGACUUCGUGGAGCGCUCAGAGCUCUGGAUCCUGCCGCAGGCAGGGGGCGCUGUGGGAGCAGGAGGCGGACAGGAGAAGAAAACAACCGGGAAGGGGAAGGAGAUCGCCAUCCCCCAGCUCCCGCCGCUGGAGAUGCCUGCUCAGGAAGACCUGUGUCUGGAUGACCUGCCUACGCUGGAGCUGCCGGAGGACAUCCAGAAUGAACUGCAGGAGUUGCUGGACCGAGAUAAAAUGUCUUCUCUCUUCUCGACUCUGCUCUUCCACUGACCGACCCCUGCUGCCCAUGUUUCCCCCCCUCCUGUCCUUCCUGUCCUUCC